This is a messenger RNA of Leptomonas pyrrhocoris, 1325 nucleotides long. RefSeq names its product putative mitochondrial fatty acid elongase. Lineage: Eukaryota; Euglenozoa; Kinetoplastea; Trypanosomatida; Trypanosomatidae. The record is from RefSeq and is a predicted model, not a curated record. The coding region runs from base 114 to 1325 and encodes 403 amino acids. Gene Ontology annotation, molecular function: fatty acid elongase activity. Gene Ontology annotation, cellular component: endoplasmic reticulum membrane. Gene Ontology annotation, biological process: fatty acid elongation, monounsaturated fatty acid; very long-chain fatty acid biosynthetic process; fatty acid elongation, polyunsaturated fatty acid. The transcript has a single exon.
GAAGUAUCUGACACGUCCGUGUUGCCUCGCGCCAUCCGCAUCACUUCCUCCAUAACGUUCUUCCUCAGUUUUUCACCUGUCCACCCUUCUGCUUGCGUGUGUGUGCGUUUGCGAUGAUGACGAUGAUCAGCGGCUUUGUAGCGUGGGCGAAGGCGUGGAUCGAAACACCUGCCAACUUUAAAGGCAGCUCGGCCCGAAACUUCCUCGACGCGGCACCGGAUUACCCCUGCUACGCGGCGCUGCUGUACAUCGUCGCCGUCUUCUUCCUGCCCAGCCUGAUCGAGCGGCGGGGGUGGACCUUCGACAUGAAGUACGGCGUCGCCGCGUGGAACCUCGCCCUCUCCGUCGUGUCAACGCUUGGGUCCUACUACUGUCUGCAGAACCUGUACGAUACAAUUUUUCAUGAGAAGGGGUUUCACAAGACGUGCUGCGCGCAGCUCACCGUGCGGCACACGACCGCCUUCGCAAGCCACACCAUCCGCAACGACUACUACGACCCCAGCGCGGACGGUGCCUUCGAUGCGGCGAACAUCCACCGGCACAACCCGCACAUCGCGACGUACACGCAUCAGCUGCUGGACAAGAACUACGACGGUCCGCGUGCCUUCUACACCGCCCUCUUUAUGUACCUGAAGACGCCGGAGCUGCUCGACACGCUCUUCCUCAUCCUUCAGAACAAGCCGGUCUCCUUCCUGCACUGGUACCACCACAUCGUCACCGCCAUCUACUGCUGGCACGCCUCGUACGUGCUGAUUCCCAGUGGUAUUAUCUUUUCCACCAUGAACUACUUCGUGCACUCCAUCAUGUACUUCUACUACUUCCUGGUGGUGAUGGGGCUGCGCAAGACGAUCCGGCCUUUUGCGCCGGUCAUCACGCUGCUGCAGGUGGUGCAGAUGUUCAUCGGCAUGUACGUGACGACGUACACCUACUUCCAGCACUGGCUCGCGCCGGAGCAGACAGGUACAUGGUUCUAUCUGCUUUGUGAGGCGGUGCUGACGGCGUGGAACUGCGUGGCCGUCCAAGCGAAGAGUCUCUUUUCCACCGGUGCGCUGGCCUCGAGCGUGCCGCCGUAUGUGAUGAGCGACCACUUCUGGGGCUGCGACAGCGACCCGACGAACAUGCGCAUGGGCAUGAUGAUGUACGGCAGCUACUGCGUGCUGUUCGCCGUGCUGUUCAAGGAGCUGUACCUGGACCCGCGUGAGCACAAGAACUCGCUGGUGCUGGGCAACAAGGAGGCGAAGAAGUCGAAAGCGCAAAACGGCAAGGCGGAGGUGGUGAGCGGGAAGACGACGGAGGCGGCGCAGCCACUGAAGAAGAAGGGUUGA